UACAAUUCACAAAUACACAACAAUAAUUAUUGCGCGUAUGUUCCGUGUGUAGUUUGUUGCGGUGGGGAGCUGAUAGUGGCCGAAUUUGUGUUUUUGUUUUGUUGGCUCUAGACUUCCCGAGUCCCGGUGCUGACCGUCAGAAAGCACUAAACAGUUACUACAGUUCGUAUGUGCACCAUGUACCUGCCGCGCCCCGCUUACAAUAGUGACUUUUGUAUUUGAUAUUAUGUCCAAACGGAAAACUACGACGGAAGACCAGUUUUAGGUAAAACCGUCAGCAGACCGGUGCGCGUUUAUCGGUACCAGGUUACCAGGUAUUCGACGCUGAUCAGUUGACGUGUAAGCGGCGGCGCGCGCCGCGAGAUAUUCUGUUAUCGUCCUAGUCUUGUCACUUUUUCAUAAUCGUGUUUGGACAGGCCUACUGACUACAGUCUACAACUGAGUACAGACAUCAGUUGCUGAAGUCUGUUUACUGUUGUAUUUAUCCUAUUGUUGAUGGUCGUGUUGACGGCUGCAGUACACCGACUUUAAAUUAUUGGUUUCUCAAGGAUGCUAGUUUAUCAAAUUUGAACUCAUCGACGCAGACCCGCAGUUCUCGACGGAAUACAGGACUGGUACACCAAAUGCCUGAUGUUUAUUCAUAUACCCAUCUGACGACAUUACCAUCGGUUGUGUUUAGACAACAGUGUUUUUGACAUAUCCAGUCUUAGGCUUACGACAGACCGUUGCCAACAUGCUCAAGUUUAUCCGUGGCAAAGGCCAACAACCUUCGGUUGAGCGGCAGAAAAUCCAAAAAGACUUGUUUGCUUUCAGAAGGACUCUACAGUACGGGUUUCCAAAUAAACCAACAGCACUUUCAUGGGACCCACUAUUACGUAUUAUGGCAAUUGGAACUUCAACUGGAUCAAUUAAAGUGUUGGGUAAAACUGGUGUUGAAUUUUAUGGUCAUUUGCCAUGUUCAGAUCAUGCAAUUACAAAGUUAAUAUUUGUACCAAAUCAAGGUCGUCUGGUGUCAUUGUCUGAUGACAAUAGUCUUCAUUACUGGGAAAUAAAUGACAUGGCCAUUGAUGAAGUUCAAUCAUACUUAUUAGAGGGAAAGCUUAAGCAAAUUUCAUCCAUGUGUUUGGAAUCUAGUUGUGAAAACUUAUUACUUGGAACCGAAGGAGGAAAUAUAUUUUUUAUUGAUUUGUCAACAUUUGAAUUAUCAGAUAACAUUAUUUAUCAAGAUGUUGUGAUGCAAAAGGUUUCAGAGGAGUAUAAAAAAAAUCCUGGUGCAGUUGAAGUAAUUUCAGAACAACCAGGAAAUCCAAAUUACAUUUUGAUUGCUUAUAGUCGAGGGCUAAUCGUUUUAUGGGAUCGCUUAAAUGCUGUUGCUGUAAAAACAUUUGUAAGUAGUCAACAAGUAGAAAGUGUAUGUUGGGAAGAAAACGGGGAAAGCUUUUAUUCCUCUCAUAAUGAUGGGUCUGUAACACUUUGGAAAAUAAAAGAAACUUCGGAUGAAAAUGAAAACACUAAAACAAUUUAUGGUCCAUUUCCAUGCAAACCAAUAUCUAAAAUAAUUUGUCAACAAUCUGGUCAAGAUCUCAACGAACAAUUCCUAAUUUUUUCUGGUGGUAUGCCAAGAGCAUGUUAUGGAGAUCGUCAUGCAGUUACUGUUCGAUUGGGUACUACUAAACAUGUAGCUUUUGAGCUUACUUCAAAAGUUAUUGAUUUUUUUACAACUACUGCUUCAGUUGAUGAAAAAGGUUGUAGCUUUCUUAUUAUUUUGGCUGAAGAAGAAAUAGUUUGUAUUGAUUUAUCUUCCGAAGAUUGGCCAUUGGUUCAAUUACCAUAUCUUGUGUCCAUUCACGCAAGUGCUAUAACAUUUACUUCUUUUGUUUCUGAUUUAAAUGAAGAUCUUUGGAAUAAUAUAAUUGCUAUUGGAAACUUACAAAAUGAGAAUAAUUUUUCUUCAAAUGAUUGGCCAGUUGAUGGUGGUGAAGCAAACAUUGAAGAUGAGCAAAGUAGAGAUCUUUUAAUAACUGGCCAUGAAGAUGGUUCUGUCAAAUUAUGGGUUGCAAAUGCAACUCCAUUACUUCCUAUAUAUGUAUUUAAAUCAUCAUGGGUAUUAGUCGGUGAUGAUGCUGAUAACCAUUCCAGUAAUAGUGUAGCUCCAGAAGAAGAUGAAGAAGAGUGGCCACCAUUUAGGAAAGUUGGAAAUUUUGAUCCUUAUUCUGAUGAUCCUCGAUUAGCAAUUAAAAAAGUUAUUCUUUGUCCCCAAACUGGUACAAUGAUAGUUGCUGGUACUGCUGGGCAUGUUAUAGUUUCCAAAUUUAAUGAUCAACCUUCUUCUAAUGAAAUAAAGGCUAUACAAAUGAAUGUCGUUGGUGAAAGUUUUGUUUGGAAAGGUCAUGAGCGUUUAAGCUUAAAACAAACUGGAGAUGAAGCUAAUAAUAAUAAUGGAAAAAAUAUGACUUGUCUUACUUUUAAAGCUGGAUUUCAACCUUCAUCUGUUUUACAAGUUCAUCCUCCAGCAUCAAUUACAGCUGUAGCUUUACAUUCAAAUUGGUCUUUGGUUGCUGCUGGUACUGCUCAUGGCUUAGUGCUUUAUGAUUAUUAUCGACAAGCUCCUGUUUUAACAAAAUGUACUUUAAAUCCCAAUGAUUUGUCCACUGCUGGAGAUACUCCUAUUUCUAGAAGAAAAUCAUUUAAGAAGUCAUUAAGGGAGUCAUUUAGAAGACUUCGAAAAGGAAGAAAUUCUACCAGAAUAGUAAAUGAUAAAAAAGGAGCAAGCAUUACACCUGAUAAAAAACGAGAAAAUACUGGACCUAUUUCUCCAAUGGAAGCUCGACCUGUAGAACGGGCAAUUGAAGCAAGACCGGUUGAUGAUGCAUUAGGAAGUAUGGUUCGUUGUUUAAGUUUUACAAAAACAUUUAUUGUUACAGCUUCACAUAUUACUCCGACAAUGUGGGCUGGUACAAAUAAUGGUUCUGUAUACAUUUUUACUAUAAGUAUACCACCAAGUGAUAAACGAAAAGAAAGACGAGUCACUGCACAACUAGGAAAAGAAGUUCAGUUAAAACAUCGUGCACCUGUUAUUGGAAUUACUGUAAUUGAUGCAGAAAAUCGAUCGGUUACUGAAGUUCAAGAAAAUAGCAUUCCGGGUAAACCUUUAGAUAUAUGUGGUCCCCACAAAGUCAUUAUUGCAUCGGAAGAACAAUUUAAAAUAUUUUCCUUGCCUAAUUUAAAACCUGUGUGCAAACUUAAAUUAACUGCAGCUGAAGGUGCUCGUGUUCGCCGAAUGUCAAUGGCCUUUUUUAAAACUAGUGAUUAUGCAGAAAGCUGUCUUCUCUGUCUAACUAAUUUAGGUGAAGUAAUAGUACUAAGUAUACCAGAUCUUCGAAGACAAAUACAUGCUGCAGUUAUUCGUAGAGAAGAUAUCAAUGGUAUUUCAAGUUUGGCAUUCACACGAUAUGGUGAAGCAUUAUAUUUACAUUCAAGUAGCGAAUUGCAGAGAAUUUCUGUAUCUGCAACUAGUGUUACACAAGUUAAUUGUUCUUUAAAUUUACCUACUAGAGAUCGACCAUCAGACAGUCGUUCUAUUACCCCUAUUAAUGGUUAUUCAGAUGAUGAACAAGAGGAUUUUCCUAAAAUAAAUGGAUUAACAAAUGGUACUCAAGAAAAUGGUGAUAGUAAUUCACAAUUAAACAAUAGCAAUGAUCUCUCAGUUGGUGAUAUUACCAUAGACUCCAUUAAAGACCACUUGGGAAAUUCAAAUUCUAAUUUAAAUGUAACAUCAACAUCAAACAAUGUUGAUGUUAAUAAUCAUCAGAAAACAGUUACUAAACAUGAAUUAUCAUCCACUACCACAACUACUGUGAAAACAUCAAAUUCUACUACAGUUAUUACUAACGAAACCAUCACGGUUGACAAUAUAUCCACAAGUUUAGUUGUAGAAGAUGAUCCAUCGACACAGUCCAAAUUUGAGAUACAUAGAGCUCCUUUAGCUCUUAUGGAAGACCUAGAAGUAGAAACAGCUGCAUAAUGUGAUAACUAAUGAUGCGUGUGAUUGUCACUACAUUAAAUCAAUGUUUAUGUAAUUCACACCACAUAAUUCAAUAAGUUUAAAAUUGAUGUUUUAAUAUUUAUUUUAGUUAUUAAAUUCUAACAAAGAAAAAAAAAAUUAUAAUAUGACUCAAAGAAAAUGUUGUACCUACUUUCAGGUAACAUUUUGACAUAGCUAUCGCAUAUUUUAUAUUUUUUACACUGACUAAUUUAUAAUAUAAAAAUGGCACUUUACCAUUCCUAACUCAAAUUUACUAAUAGUGCCUUAGUUAUGCAUAGUAAACCAACAUUUUUUUUAAACUAUGCUAUAUUAUGACAAACUUUUUU
Melanaphis sacchari is the source of this 4371-nucleotide messenger RNA. RefSeq names its product lethal(2) giant larvae protein (gene l(2)gl). Bases 734 to 4024 code for a protein of 1096 amino acids. The transcript has 20 exons. Gene Ontology annotation, biological process: regulation of protein secretion; cortical actin cytoskeleton organization; regulation of Notch signaling pathway. Gene Ontology annotation, cellular component: cortical actin cytoskeleton; plasma membrane; cytoplasm. Lineage: Eukaryota; Metazoa; Arthropoda; Insecta; Hemiptera; Aphididae. Gene Ontology annotation, molecular function: syntaxin binding; myosin II binding; GTPase activator activity. The record is from RefSeq and is a predicted model, not a curated record.